AAUUCAACAUCUCAUUGGUCCUAGGAAAAUAUGGUUCGAUUGAGGUGCAGAGUCUGAUCUAUCUCAUCCUCCCUCCUCCGGCAAAAAUGUGCGGCGCCGUCGCCCCAAGGUUCAUCUUCAUCCUCCGCCACAAUCUCCGUCUCCUCUCUCCCUCUUUCUCCUCUCAUUUCCACCACCGCACUCUCUUUUCUUCAUUCACUCGUUCUCCUUCUUCUUCUUCUCUCACACCAAAACUCAAACUUAAAGCCUCACACCACCACCAACAACAACAACACAUUCACACCCAACCUUCACAAUCUCCUCUCACUGGGACCCACCAUCCAUGGCCAGAGUUUUCCAGAUUUCUCUCACACAUCUCCUCCGCCGGCUACACUUCCCCCUCCGAUGCUUUCUCUCCCACCGUAGAAUUGUCGCAGGCUGAAGUCAGUGCUUGCUUGUCUUUCGCUCGAGAUAGACCUAACCUUCUCAGGUUGCUUUCGAUCAGAGACGUAGCAGUUGUGGUUCAACAUGGUACUCCUUUUAUGUUCUCGGACUCGCAGGAUUCUGUUUCCAAGAUGAAGUCUUUUCUAUCCAACGGUGACUCCACUGCCUUGGACUCUGAUAAAGCAAAUAUGGUUGAUCUGAUGAAAUUUAUGCUGAGUUACGCAAGUAGCUGCUUGGUCUCUUCAGAAAUGAACAAUCUUUAUAACAGAAAUCUUGUUGAAUCCUCUGUCAGAAACCUAUUUGGUGAACUUUUCAAGCUGAGUUAUAGCACACCUGGUCCUAACUCUUUUGAUUCAGUGCAAAAUCAAAUGCCUGGUGGUAGAUUUGAGCAUACAAUGCCUCCCGGACAAAACAUUGAAAUGAAAAGGGGUGAUUGGAUUUGCCCAAGGUGUAAUUUCAUGAAUUUUGCAAGAAAUAUGAAAUGUCUUGAAUGUGAAGAAGCAAGGCCAAAAAGGCAACUGACUGGAGGAGAAUGGGAAUGUCCUCAGUGUGAUUUUCAUAAUUAUGGGAGGAAUGUAGCUUGCUUACGGUGUGAUUGCAAGCGGCCUGGACAAAUAUCUUUGGGUUCCAUCAAUACCACAUCACAUCCAGGGUAUGGAAAUGUAAACCAUUCUAAUACUUCAGAUAUUGAUGCUAGGUUGGUGGCUAAUGAAGAGAAGGCACGACGUUGGUUUAACAAGGUUUCUCAACUAGACAGCAACUCUGAUAUUAACAGUGUGAUAGAUGAUGAAGAUUUUCCGGAAAUAAUGCCGUUAAGGAAAGGAGUUAAUAGAUUUGUUGUAAGCACAAGGAAAACUCCACUGGAGAGGAGGUUGACCAAUGCUCAAUACAAGAGAAGCUUGGGAAAUAACGACGCUCCCGAAGUUAAGGACUAUAAAACUGGGGAGUCAGCCAAGUCUCGUGAUACUCUGGACGACAUUCUAGGUCGUUCAACUGGCCCUCCUCGAUCUGACUACAAAAACAUGGGUGCUGAGCAAAGUUUCAGUGGAGAAAGACAACCGUCAAUUGCUAGCAAUACAUCACAUUUCCAAGAUGUGAAAGGGAACAACACUAAUACCCUUUCCCCUUUUCCAUCAUAUGCCAGUUCCGGUGACACCGACAGUACACAACUUUCUACUAACUCUUCAAGUGAAAACGUCAUCAAGGACAAAGAGAGAGAGCAAGCUGAAAAAUCUGAUAGAUGGUUUAGAAAGAUUGCGGAGCUGAAUGAUGUUCCAGAUAUAACAAGUGCAAUAUCCGAUGAUGAUUUCCCUGAAAUAAUGCCAAUGCGUAAAGGAGAAAAUCGAUUUGUUUUUAGCAAGAAAAAGGAUCGGUCCUUGACAACACCAGCAUAUAAGAGACGUUUGGCCAUGGAGCAAUCUGGCAAUACUAACUUUGUCCCCUUAGUACCCUUUCCCCCAGAUUACUUUGCCAAAAAGGAAAAACCACAGGCAGAUGGAACAGAUUCAACAGACAGGUCCAAUGUUGAAUCAUCCUCAGUAUCUGAAGGGACUGAGAUGUCAGGUGAUGCUACAGCUAGACCUGAACAGAGUCCAGGACCUUCUUCUGAUCAGAUCUCAAGUAAAAACAAUCGUAUUGGUUCUACUUAUGCGGCUUCAAGCAGUGGAAAUUCAAGUCAGGAUUUUAAGAGACGUUUGGCCAUGGAGCAAUCUGGCAAUACUAACUUUGUCCCCUUAGUGCCCUUUCCCCCAGAUUACUUUGCCAAAAAGGAAAAACCACAGGCAGAUGGAAAUGUUGAAUCAUCCGCAGUAUCUGAAGGGACUGAGAUGUCAGGUGAUGCUACAGCUAGACCUGAACAGAGUCCAGGACCUUCUUCUGAUCAGAUCUCAAGUAAAAACAAUCGUAUUGGUUCUACUUAUGCGGCUUCAAGCAGUGGAGAUUCAAGUCAGGAUUUUAAGAGACGUUUGGCCAUGGAGCAAUCUGGCAAUACUAACUUUGUCCCCUUAGUACCCUUUCCCCCAGAUUACUUUGCCAAAAAGGAAAAACCACAGGCAGAUGGAACAGAUUCAACAGACAGGUCCAAUGUUGAAUCAUCCUCAGUAUCUGAAGGGACUGAGAUGUCAGGUGAUGCUACAGCUAGACCUGAACAGAGUCCAGGACCUUCUUCUGAUCAGAUCUCAAGUAAAAACAAUCGUAUUGGUUCUACUUAUGCGGCUUCAAGCAGUGGAGAUUCAAGUCAGGAUUUUAAGAGACGUUUGGCCAUGGAGCAAUCUGGCAAUACUAACUUUGUCCCCUUAGUACCCUUUCCCCCAGAUUACUUUGCCAAAAAGGAAAAACCACAGGCAGAUGGAACAGAUUCAACAGACAGGUCCAAUGUUGAAUCAUCCUCAGUAUCUGAAGGGACUGAGAUGUCAGGUGAUGCUACAGCUAGACCUGAACAGAGUCCAGGACCUUCUUCUGAUCAGAUCUCAAGUAAAAACAAUCGUAUUGGUUCUACUUAUGCGGCUUCAAGCAGUGGAAAUUCAAGUCAGGAUUUUAAGAGACGUUUGGCCAUGGAGCAAUCUGGCAAUACUAACUUUGUCCCCUUAGUACCCUUUCCCCCAGAUUACUUUGCCAAAAAGGAAAAACCACAGGCAGAUGGAACAGAUUCAACAGACAGGUCCAAUGUUGAAUCAUCCUCAGUAUCUGAAGGGACUGAGAUGUCAGGUGAUGCUACAGCUAGACCUGAACAGAGUCCAGGACCUUCUUCUGAUCAGAUCUCAAGUAAAAACAAUCGUAUUGGUUCUACUUAUGCUGCUUCAAGCAGUGGAAAUUCAAGUCAGGAUUUUAAUCAAGAUCAUGUGCCAAAUCUGACAGAGAGUUCAUCCACAGAUUCAGCAGCUGAGAACCAGAGUGUCGGAACAGAAUGGUCAGGGAAAAGUUUAGAGGGAUCAGCGGUAAGGGAACCGGAUCCUUUGGAUAUGUCUGAGGAGGCAAAGGCAGAGAGGUGGUUCCGUCGUGUUGCCCAAAUUAAGGAUAUUUCUGAGCUCAGUCAGAUUCCAGAUGAAGAUUUUCCUUCAAUAAUGCCUAUGCGUAAAGGGGUGAACAGAUUCGUUGUGAGCAAGCGGAAAACACCACUGGAAAGGAGAUUGACAUCUCAGCAGUACCGAAGAAAUCUUCCAGCUGUGAGCUCAGAUCCUGUUAAGAGAGAAAAUGAAGGUAGCUGAAGAGUAUUUGUAGGCGAUGUUAAAAUUUUACCAUCAAUUAUACAAAAGGAAAACGAAGAUGUGGAAAACAUGAAUAUUAAAACAUUUUGUUGUGACAUCUGUAAGAGAAUUUUGACAUCAAUAAUUUAUCUAUCUCUGUUGAGGCUCCUUUGAUUUAUUUCAUAUUGGAGAUGGGGACGAGCUUGUCAUAUUUCAUAAAUAAGUGAAGUGAUGCAUUAAAACCAA
Messenger RNA from Medicago truncatula (barrel medic), 3854 nucleotides. Its product is annotated as zinc finger protein VAR3, chloroplastic. Gene Ontology annotation, cellular component: cytoplasm. The record is from RefSeq and is a predicted model, not a curated record. The coding region runs from base 87 to 3629 and encodes 1180 amino acids. Lineage: Eukaryota; Viridiplantae; Streptophyta; Magnoliopsida; Fabales; Fabaceae. Gene Ontology annotation, molecular function: mRNA binding. The transcript has 6 exons.